This is a messenger RNA of Mitosporidium daphniae, 1977 nucleotides long. Its product is annotated as putative erythrocyte binding protein. The coding region runs from base 1 to 1977 and encodes 658 amino acids. The record is from RefSeq and is a predicted model, not a curated record. The transcript has a single exon. Lineage: Eukaryota; Fungi; Microsporidia.
AUGAUGAUUCGAAACCGUUUAUUUGUCGUAACUUUCAUCGCCAUUCUCCUUCUUCCCUCACUGAAAUGUCAAGAAACAGAUCUAUACACUCAAGAGGGUUCAAUAAGGCAGUCAAGCCAACCAGUCAAAACCCGUGCAGAAAACACACACAAAGGUACAGAAAAUAAAUCAAGCGGAAAUCACGGAUCUCUAGUAAAUGAGAUACAACCGAAGCUUCCAGAAAAAUCAAAAAAGCCUUUAAAAGAUAAAUCUGAUACAUCUUUAGAAACUUCUGAUCAUAAAGACAGUGAAUUGGGAUCCGAUUUCGAAGAUCUUUCUAAUGAGGAUUCAUCAGCUUUUGAUCAAAGAGAGGAUCCAAAAACUCAAUCAAAAAUAACAUUUGUCACUUCAGCUCCAUCAGCUCUAUCGGAUUCGUUGGUUGUACCGCCAGUUCAGGAAGCUCAGGAAACCCAAUCAGUUAUUUCUGAUGAAGAAGCUCCAUCAGCUCUAUCAGAUUGGUUGGUUGUAUCGCCAGUUCAGGAAGUUCAGGAAACUCAAUCAGUUCUAUCUGAUGAAGAAGCUCAAAAAGCUCAAGCUCUAGAAAAUAAAAAAACUAAAGAAGCUCUGGAAGCCCAGGAAAACGAAAAACCCUUAGAAGCUCUGAAAGCUAUCCUAAUUCAGAAAGCUCUAGAAGCCCUGAAAGAUGAUCAAAAACCCCUGGAAGCUCUGAAAGCUACCCUAAUUCAGAAAGCUCGUGAUGCUCUGGAAGCUAUACUAAUUCAGAAACCUCAUAAAGUUCAACUAGUUCUAUCGGAUUGGUUAGCUCACGAAGAUCAGGAAGCUCUGGAAGAUCAGGAAGAUCAGGAAUAUUUGGAAUUUCGAGAAGCUUUGCAAGCUCUGGAAGCUCAGGAAGAUCAGGAAGAUCAGGGAGUUAUGCUGAUCGAGAAAGCUUACGGUGCUAUAACCCUAAUACGACAUUUUAAAUCUCGCAAAGUUCAGCAAGUCCAUGAACUUUUAACAGCUCUGAAAGAUCAAACACCCUUCGAAGCUCUGAGAGUUAUAAUAUUUCAGAACGGGUUAGAAGCUAAAGAAGCUCUGAAAGUUCUUGAAGCUCUGGGAGCUCUGGCAGAUCUGGGAGCUCUAUUAAUUCAUAAAGUUCAUGACUUUCUACUAGCUCGGAAGGCUCAUGAUGCUCUAGAAGCUCUACUAAUUACGAAAGCUAAGAAAGCUCUACUAGCUCAGAAGGCUCAUCGUGCUCUAGAAGCUCUACUAAUUGAGAAAGCUGAGAAAGCUGAGAAAGCUCUACUAAUUCAGGAAACUUUGUGUGUUCUGGAUGCUCUGGAAGGUAUGCAAGAUCUGAAAAAUCUGAAAGCUCUGAAAGCUCUGAAAGCCAUACUAUUUCAAAAAGCUCACCGUGCUUUGGAAGCUCUACUAAUUCAGAAACCUCAGAAAGCUCAUUUUUCUCUGGAAGCUCUGGAAGCUCUAAAAGUUGAAGAAUACCAGAAAGCUAAAAAAGAUGAAAAACCUCAAACUCUGGAAAAUCAUAAAGCUAAAGAAGCUCUGAAAGGUCUGAAAGCCCUGAAGGCUCUGGACGCUCUAAAAGCUCUGGAAGAUAAAAAACCCCUGGAAGCUCUGGAAGCUCUGAAAGAUCUGAAAGAUCUGAAAGCUAUAGUAAUUGAGAAAGCUCAUGAUGCUCUGAAAGAUAUGAUAAUUCACAAACCCAAUAAAAAAAGACCAAUGGUUCGGACAUGUCAGGCAGCUCUGAAAUUUUUGGAAGAUCUGAAAAGUGAGAAAUAUCUGGCUCCAAAAGGCUGGAAAGCUGAAAUCAUUCAUGCAGCCUUGGAACCUCUGCAGUAUAUCGAAGAUCUGAAAGCUAAAAAAGUUCUGAAAGAUCAAGCACUGAAAACUAUACUAAUUCAGAAAGCUCCACCAAGAAAAGCUUUUGUCGCUUCAGAUGCCAAUGAAGAAAAUCCCCAGCUUCGUCAAGAACUUUUGUAA